UUCAAUAAUUUUGCAAUCGGGUCAUAAUCACGAAACAGGCUUAUCGUUAUCUUCAAGCUUUGUCAGUGAGAAGCUCAAUUUCAGAGCUUUAAUGGCGUUAUCUUCUGCUUCACUAAUAUCAUCAUUCUCCCACACAGAAACUUUCACUAAGCAUUACACUGUAAAUCCACUAAACCCAAUUCUUCAAAUUUCCAGAUGCAAGUCUCUAAGAGAGCUGAUGCAAAUUCAAGGUUACGCGAUCAAGUCACAUCUCCAUGAAGAUGUAUCAUUCAUCACUAAGCUGAUAAAUUUCUGCACUGAGUCUCCAACGGAGUCUUCAAUGUCAUACGCACGCCACUUGUUCGAUGCAAUGUCUGAACCAGAUAUCGUGAUUUUUAAUUCAAUGGCUCGUGGGUAUUCUCGCUCCACGACUCCUCUUGAUGCGUUUAGUCUCUUUGCUGAGAUCUUGGGAGGUGAUCUUUUACCUGAUAACUACACCUUCCCGUCUCUUCUCAAAGCUUGUGCAGUAGCAAAGGCGUUAGAAGAAGGUAGACAAUUGCAUUGUCUGUCGAUGAAACUGGGGCUUGAUGAUAAUGUAUAUGUUUGUCCUACGCUUAUCAAUAUGUACACUGAGUGUGAAGAUGUAGAUUCUGCUCGUUGCGUCUUUGAUCGGAUUGUCGAACCGUGCGUUGUUUGUUACAAUGCUAUGAUCACGGGUUACGCCAAAAGAAAUAGACCAAACGAGGCUUUAUCCUUGUUCCGUGAAAUGCAAGGUAAGAGCUUGAAGCCGAAUGAGAUUACCCUUCUUAGUGUUCUGUCUUCUUGUGCUCUGUUGGGAUCGUUAGAUUUAGGGAAAUGGAUACAUGAGUAUGCUAAGAAACACGAGUUUUGUAAGUAUGUGAAAGUAAACACAGCUUUGAUAGAUAUGUUUGCGAAGUGUGGUAGCUUGGAUGAUGCUGUAUCUCUAUUUGAAAAGAUGAGGUAUAAGGAUACACAAGCUUGGUCAGCCAUGAUUGUAGCUUAUGCGAAUCAUGGGAAAGCUGAGCAAUCCAUGUUAAUGUUUGACAGAAUGAGAUCUGAAAAUGUUCAGCCUGAUGAGAUCACAUUUCUCGGUCUGUUAAACGCUUGCAGCCACACAGGUCUAGUGGAAGAAGGGCGUGAGUAUUUCUCCCAGAUGGUUCACGAAUUUAGGAUUGUUCCGAGUAUUAAGCAUUAUGGUUCUAUGGUAGAUCUUCUUGGUAGAGCUGGACAUUUAGAUGAUGCGUAUAGAUUCAUUGAUAGGCUCCCAAUAAGCCCAACGCCGAUGUUAUGGAGGAUUCUCCUAUCUGCUUGUAGCAGUCAUAACAAUUUGGAGCUAGCUGAAAAGGUUAGUGAAAGGAUUUUUGAGCUAGAUGACUCGCACGGUGGUGAUUACGUGAUCUUAUCAAAUCUAUACGCAAGAAACAAGAAAUGGGAAUAUGUAGAUUCUUUAAGAAAGGUGAUGAAGGAUCGAAGGGCAGUUAAGGUUCCUGGGGUCAGUUCCAUUGAGGUUAACAAUGUGGUUCAUGAGUUUUUUUCAGGAGAUGGUGUGAAGCCUGCAACCACAACGCUUUACAGAGCAUUAGAUGAAAUGGUGAAAGAGCUAAAGCUUGCAGGUUAUGUUCCAGAUACAUCAAUGGUUGUUCAUGCCGAUAUGAGUGAUAAAGAGAAGGAGAUUACGCUUAGGUAUCACAGCGAAAAGCUUGCGAUAACGUUUGGGUUGUUGAAUACUCCUGCAGGGACGACGAUUCGGGUUGUGAAGAACCUUAGGGUUUGUAGAGAUUGCCACAAUGCAGCUAAGUUGAUCUCCCUUAUAUUUGGUAGGAAAGUUGUUCUUAGAGAUGUUCAAAGGUUUCACCAUUUUGAAGAUGGUAAAUGUUCUUGUGGGGAUUUCUGGUGACUCCAUCUCUAGACCAACAACAUAUGUAAAUUGCGUAUAGCUUCACACGGUGAUGCUAAUCGGUCUGGUGUUACCAUGUUCCAUAUUCUUUUGAAGUGCUUGAAAACUUUUGUGACCCAAACACUCUCGUC
Capsella rubella is the source of this 2028-nucleotide messenger RNA. Its product is annotated as pentatricopeptide repeat-containing protein At2g02980, chloroplastic. The record is from RefSeq and is a predicted model, not a curated record. The coding region runs from base 92 to 1897 and encodes 601 amino acids. The transcript has a single exon. Gene Ontology annotation, molecular function: RNA binding; protein binding; zinc ion binding. NCBI's taxonomy places the organism in Eukaryota, Viridiplantae, Streptophyta, Magnoliopsida, Brassicales, Brassicaceae. Gene Ontology annotation, biological process: RNA modification.